AUGUCAUAUGAAGACGUGUUCGAACAUUACAAGGUUGUCGCUGCUUCUUCAGGCAGGAAGAAGGACAGCAAGAGAACUCGGGGGGAGAGCAGUAAAACUGCCUCAAAGAAGGCUCGAACUGAGGACCCUCCAACCACUGUUCCUUCGAAGGAGAACACACCACCUCCAUCGCCACUCGAGAAGUCGGCCUCAACGCCUCCGGUCGACCAGCAUUCCAGUCCUCCAACACCUGUCAACCAGCUCCCUACUCCUCAGGACCCUACCAGCCAAACACAGCACACUCAACCUAAAGGCUCCCUGUCCAGCUCCGUGGUCAGUUCAGACAGGGAGAGGAUAUACAAGCUCUCCAAACACAAACGUAGUCAAGAGGCCAUUGACGACACCAUCUCCCUGGAGACCGACCAAAUACUCAACCGAGGGCUGAAUGAGAUAGUUAGCAGAUUGAUGACCAUGACUGCUGGCUGGCGCCGUGCGGGUGCAAUGGUGUUCAAGACCAAAAUUUUUGACACCAGGCUUGCUGAGGCUAAGAAAGCGCUUGAAGGGAAAAAUGCUGACCUGCUCGAGAAGAACAAUGAGAUAACCAAGCAGAACGAUGAGUUGCUUGAGAAAAAUGCAGAGCUGUUUAAGCAGAAUGAGGAAUUUCUCGAGCAAAAAGUUGCAAGUGUUGUUUUAGAAAAUGCUCCUUCAAAUGCGUCAUAUACAUCGCCCGAUAUUCAAAAGGAGAUUCUUUAUGUAUUCUCUAACAAGGUUAAGAAAGAGAUUCGCCAAGAAAUUGGAGACUCAAAAUUUUGCAUCAUAGUAGACGAAGCACGUGAUGAGUCCAAAAGAGAACAAAUGACUCUUGUUUUGAGAUUUGUAGAUAAAGAAGUGUUCAUUCGUGAACGAUUUUUUGGUGUUGUUCAUGGGUACGAUGGAGCUAGUAACAUGAGAGGUGAAUGGAAUGGCUUGCAAGCUUUAAUUUGUAAUGAAUGUCCAUAUGCAUAUUACAUCCAUUGUUUAGAUCAUCACCUCCAACUUGCUUUAGUUGCGGCUUCUCAAGAAUGUAAUGAUGAACUCAUGGAGACUCAAGUUGUUGAACUUGCUACUAAGAUUGCUAAUGAUGAAAUUGAAUCAGGGAGAAAGCUCAAUCAAAUUGGCACCUUAAAGCAAGCUGGAGAUACUCCCUCGGGUCCUCAUUUGGAUUCUAUUUCUAGCUUGCUCAAAAUGUUUAAUUCAACUUAUGUGGUUUUGAAAAUUUUGGAAAUUACUCGUAUGCUUUGUGUAGCAUUACAAUGCCAAUCACAAGAUAUUUUGAAUACUAUGCAUCUUAUUUCAAGCACAAAAAGGCUACUUAAGAACUUUCAAGAUUCAGGAUGUGAUGCUUUCUUUAUAAAGGUUAAAUCAUUUUGUGAGCAACAUCAAGUUGAUAUUCCAGAUAUGAAUGCUCAAUAUGUUGCAAGGCGUGGAAGUUCUCGAAAUCAACAAGUUAAGAUUAAUGUUAUGCAUUAUUAUCAAGUUGAUAUCUUUAUUACUACACUUGAUUAUCAGUUGCAAGAAUUAAAAUAUAGAUUCAAUGAACAUUCAGUAGAGUUGCUUGUUCUUAGCACUGCUUUUGAUCAUAGAGAUAGAUUUAAAUUGUUCAAGAUUGAUGAUAUUUGCAAACUUGCAAAGAAGUUCCAUCUUGAUGAUUUCUCAGAGGAGUUGGUGGUACAUCUAAGAAUUAAGCUUCAACAUUUUGAGCUUGACAUUCCAAAUCAUCCUGAAUUGCAAAAUUUAUCUAGUAUUCAUGAAUUAUGCCAAGGCUUGGUGAAAACAGAAAAAGAAAUUGUAUAUCCUCUUAUUGACAGGUUACUUAGGCUUGUUCUUACUCUUCUUGUAUCAACAACAACUACAGAGCGAGCAUUUUCAAUCAUGAAAAUUAUCAAGACAAAGCUCAGAAACAAGAUGGAAGACAAUUUUUUGAGUGAUUGCUUAACAGUUUGUAUUGAGAAAGAAAUUGCUGCAAAAUUUAGUAGUGACUCCAUUAUAGAUGAUUUUGCAUCUAUCUAUGAAGAAUCGUCGAGUACAACUUACUUUUAA
Humulus lupulus (European hop) is the source of this 2058-nucleotide messenger RNA. RefSeq lists its product as uncharacterized. The transcript has 6 exons. Lineage: Eukaryota; Viridiplantae; Streptophyta; Magnoliopsida; Rosales; Cannabaceae. The record is from RefSeq and is a predicted model, not a curated record. Gene Ontology annotation, molecular function: protein dimerization activity. The coding region runs from base 1 to 2058 and encodes 685 amino acids.